Messenger RNA from Bolinopsis microptera, 1731 nucleotides. RefSeq lists its product as uncharacterized. The record is from RefSeq and is a predicted model, not a curated record. The transcript has 4 exons. Bases 1 to 1731 code for a protein of 576 amino acids. Lineage: Eukaryota; Metazoa; Ctenophora; Tentaculata; Lobata; Bolinopsidae.
AUGACCAGAACUCCUUCAAAGCCAUUGUUCGUGUCAGUAAUCUUGUACGAUCUGCAAUUGCUAAACAAGGUGAUAAGCUCUUUAUUGGAACUCAGAGAGUUUGCAAAGUCUAUGAUAGCUUCUUUGUCCUCAGAUGUUUUAACUGUCAAUCAUUUGGUCACCAUAGCAAAAGUCACCAAGGUCAUUGCAAAAGUGAACAUGUCUGUGGCUUUUGUGCAGGAGCACAUGAAACACGGACAUGUGAUCGCUCCGCUCCAUUGUGUUGUUCAAACUGCAAGAAAGCUGGAACUUGAUUUACUUCUGUCAGCCAUCACCAUGAAGUGUGAUUGUCUCGUCAUUGCUGGGGACUUGAACAUUCAUUUUGAGAAUAAGAAUGACAAGCUUGUUAGGAAGACGCUUUACUUAUUUCUGUCUUACGGAUUUAAUCAUCAUGUUAAUGAACCAACCCAUGUUGCUGGUGGAUCACUAGACCAAAUCUUCUGCUUCUCUAUCAAGAAUCAGCUUCAAUGCAAGGUUUUGGUUGAUAGUGUGAAUAGGCAUGGAUCAGAUCAUUUUCCAGUCUAUUGUGACUUCUCUUUGGAAUUCGAAAAGAAAUAUUUUAAAGAUAUCACUUACAGAAAUUUGAAGACUGUGGAUGAUGACCAAUUUACCAGUGAUCUCUUCGAUAUAGUAAACUUGAUUGAUCUUGGGAAAAUUGGAACUACUGAUAUGAGUGCAUCUGUUGCCAACUUGAACGACUUGUGUGCUGAACUCCUAGAUGAGCAUGCUCCAAUAGUCUCCAAGAAGGUUUCUGUUAUUGAUUCUGCACCUUGGUUUGAUAAUGAAUACAGGGACUACAGAAAGCUGAGAAGAAAAGCCGAGGCAAAAACUCGUAAACCAACAGCAACGCUUGAAGAUAAAAUCAUGUUUAGAGACAUCAGCUCAGAAUGUUCUAAAAUGGCUGAUCUGAAGAAGAAGGAGUACUUUAAGAAUAUGGUAGAAAACUCUAAAGGCAACCCAAGAACUUUGUGGCAGCUGGUCAAUAGAAAUUUAGACCGUAAACAAUCUAAUCCUCUGCCAGAUUACACAGAUGAUCUUCCAAAGCUAGCAGCAGACUUUAACGCCUACUUUACAUCUAAGAUUGAUAACAUUAGGAAAGAUAUGGAUCAUGAUCGGUUUACUCUUCCAUCAGACUCUUCUGCUGAAGCUCCCGAAUCCUACCACUGGUCUACCUUUGAACCUGUCACAUUAGAUGAGCUAAAGGAAAUCAUUGACGAGUUUGGUAUCAAAUGUUCACCUUCUGACAUCUUACCUACUACACUGCUUAAAGAGAACAUCAGCAUUCUGCUACCAUUACUUCUACAGAUUGUUAAUGCAUCCUUAUCUCAAGGUUCAAUGGACGGAGUCAAACUUGCUGAUAUUGUUCCCCUCCUGAAAAAACAGUCUGCAUACAAGAAGACCUUCAGCACAGAAACAUUAUUGAUCAGAAUAUGGAAUGAUCUUCUAGUUGCAUCAGAUGAAAAGAGUGCUACAGUUGUCAUGAUGCUUGACCUAUCGGCGGCGUUUGAUACUGUAGACCAUGAUGUCUUACUGAACAUUCUCAUGAAGGAGAUAGGACUAAGGGGCACUGUGUUAAAAUGGGCUCAGUUCUGGGACCUGUUCUGUUUAACCUUUAUAUCAGAUCCAUCUAUAGAUUUGUACAAGGAAUGGACUUCACAAUUUAUGGGUAUGCAGAUGACCACCAGAUCUUAA